AAAAAAAGCGGAGAAAAUGAAGUAUGGAAAAUUAUAUAAAAAAGACAAACCGAAAAGUCAUAGGAUCAGACGCAACGCUAGCUCUUAAAAUUGUCUAAAUCUGGGUUUGGUUCUGUUCUGAGCUAAGAUAAGUAUUGCUUGGUCGAAGUUCGAUUAUCACUUGUGAUCGGAUAAAAAUGGUGGAGGAGAAGUCCAAUAUUGCAAAAGAUGUCACCGAAUUGAUCGGCAAUACACCAUUGGUUUACCUCAACCAUGUUACCGCCGGUUGUGUUGGUCGAGUUGCUGCGAAGUUGGAGAUGAUGGAACCCUGUUCUAGCGUCAAGGACAGGAUUGGUUAUAGUAUGAUUAAAGAUGCAGAGGAGAAGGGUCUCAUUACUCCGGGUGUGAGUGUUCUUGUUGAGCCAACAAGUGGCAAUACCGGCAUCGGAUUGGCAUUUAUGGCAGCUGCGAAGGGCUAUAAAUUAAUAAUUACAAUGCCUGCUUCCAUGAGUCUUGAAAGAAGAACUAUUCUCCGUGCUUUUGGAGCUGAGCUAGUUCUCACAGAUCCAGCCAGGGGCAUGAAAGGAGCCCUUUCAAAGGCAGAAGAGAUAGUAAACAAGACACCGAAUGCAUAUAUGCUUCAGCAAUUUGAAAACCCUGCCAACCCUAAGAUUCAUUACGAGACUACUGGACCAGAGAUUUGGAAAGCCUCUGGUGGGAAAGUUGAUGCUUUUGUUUCAGGGAUUGGGACUGGAGGUACAAUAUCAGGGGCUGGAAAGUAUCUUAAAGAGCAAAACCCUGACGUUAAGCUAAUUGGUGUAGAACCUGUUGAAAGUGCUAUUUUGUCUGGAGGAAAGCCUGGUCCACAUAAGAUCCAAGGAAUUGGCGCUGGAUUCAUCCCUGGAGUUCUGGAGGUCAAUCUAAUUGAUGAAGUUGUUCAAGUAUCAAGUGAUGAAGCUAUAGAAACUGCUAAGCUUCUUGCACUUAAAGAAGGCUUGUUGGUAGGGAUAUCAUCUGGUGCUGCUGCUGCUGCUGCAGUUAAGAUAGCACAAAGGCCGGAAAAUGCUGGAAAGCUCAUUGUUGCUGUGUUUCCCAGCUUUGGGGAGCGUUAUCUAUCCACUGUGCUGUUUGACUCUGUCAAGAGGGAGGCAGAGAGUAUGGUUUUCGAGCCCUGAAGAAGUGUUUCCUAUCUAUUCAAAAGGAACCAUGAAUAUUCAUGCGCAUGAGGCAAAUAACAUGGUUGGGAAGUUGCGUUGGCUUUUGAGUUUGGCUAUUUUUACUUUAGAUAAUUUUUAAUAAAUACGCAAUAAACAAUCUAAUGAGUUCUUGUUUGAUGUUGUAAAGUUUGGUUGGUAUCAGCUGUUAGAGGUAACAGCUGUGUACAUGUGGACAAUCUUACUCGUUGCUAUGAAAUAUUAAAGAAUGGUUGUUUCUCCUUGGAAAA
Molecule: messenger RNA, 1423 nt
Organism: Humulus lupulus (European hop)
Lineage: Eukaryota; Viridiplantae; Streptophyta; Magnoliopsida; Rosales; Cannabaceae
Product: cysteine synthase
Exons: 11
Coding region: 177-1154 (325 amino acids)
Cellular component (GO): cytoplasm
Molecular function (GO): cysteine synthase activity
Source: RefSeq, a predicted model, not a curated record